AUGCAGAACAGCAAAAUCAUUCCUAGAGACCGCCUUUUUCAGUCCAUGAUAUCAGCAUUCAAACGCACAAUCGUUAUAUCGACCCUGAAGAAACAGUUUCUGAUACCGGGUGGUUUGCUCCGUAGCUUUUGUAACCACGCAGUUGUCAAAAGCGAGCAAAACACGGUUCAACAUCAAAUAUUGAGGCAUAUCACAUGCUGCUGUGACACUUUCCAACGUGGUGCUGUCAACUCCGACUCUCACCGCCUUGUUGCGUGGAAAGCUUCCAACGGGUCAUACAAUACUGUCACAGUCCGCUGGGUGGAAGCGUGCGAGUAUGGUCUGCGAAAGUUAUGA
Molecule: messenger RNA, 336 nt
Organism: Trypanosoma brucei brucei TREU927
Lineage: Eukaryota; Euglenozoa; Kinetoplastea; Trypanosomatida; Trypanosomatidae
Exons: 1
Coding region: 1-336 (111 amino acids)
Source: RefSeq, a predicted model, not a curated record